This is a messenger RNA of Eublepharis macularius, 3954 nucleotides long. RefSeq names its product RAB5B, member RAS oncogene family (gene RAB5B). The transcript has 6 exons. NCBI's taxonomy places the organism in Eukaryota, Metazoa, Chordata, Lepidosauria, Squamata, Eublepharidae. Gene Ontology annotation, molecular function: GTP binding; GTPase activity. The coding region runs from base 276 to 923 and encodes 215 amino acids. The record is from RefSeq and is a predicted model, not a curated record.
GCGGGGCUCCCCUUGGGGCCUCCGGCAGCGCCCAGGCCUGGGGGCGGGCUGAGGUGAGGCCUGGCCCUCUGGCCUAGGGAUGGUGGUUCGGUGGCUGUACGUGGCCGGUGAGGAGGUGGGAAAGCGAAAGGAGGCUGGAGAAAGAACCACUUACGGUUGUCGGAGGAGGUUGUCGUCCUGUUCUAAACCAAACGCCCCUCUGCUCCCAACAUCUGGUCAGUGGCUGGUAGGUUUUUGCAUCGGCUGGGGCACAGGCUGCUCUUGGAACCCAGGCCAUGACCAGCAGAGGAGCUGCCAGGCCGAACGGUCAGUCGCAAGCCAGCAAGAUCUGUCAGUUCAAGUUAGUCCUGCUGGGCGAGUCAGCGGUCGGCAAGUCCAGCCUGGUGCUGCGUUUCGUCAAGGGUCAAUUCCACGAGUACCAGGAGAGCACCAUAGGUGCGGCUUUCCUCACACAGUCUGUCUGCCUAGAUGACACAACGGUAAAGUUUGAGAUCUGGGACACAGCUGGCCAGGAAAGAUACCACAGUUUGGCCCCGAUGUACUACCGAGGGGCUCAAGCUGCCAUUGUGGUGUAUGACAUAACCAACCAGGAAACGUUUGCACGGGCAAAGACAUGGGUGAAAGAACUCCAGCGGCAAGCUAGUCCCAACAUUGUUAUAGCCUUAGCAGGAAAUAAGGCUGAUCUUGCCAAUAAGCGCAUGGUAGAAUAUGAAGAGGCCCAGGCCUAUGCAGAUGACAACAGCCUAUUGUUUAUGGAGACAUCCGCCAAGACAGCAAUGAAUGUUAACGAUCUCUUCCUGGCGAUAGCUAAGAAGCUGCCAAAGAGUGAGCCCCAGACCGCAGGUGGUGCCGUCGGUCGGAAUCGAGGCGUGGACCUUCACGAGCAGUCUCAGCAGAACAAGAGCCAGUGUUGUAGCAACUAAACGGUGGCAUUAAAAGCAGCCAGCGAGAGAUAAGAUCUAGCCUCCAUUCCCACCCCACCCCACCACACCUCACCUCCAGUAACGGCAUCGGCCCUCUUGGAAGCCGGCCCCCUUCCUUCUCCCGAGAGCUCCGUUUAACUGCACUUCUAAUGCUUCAGAAACCACCACCAGACGCCUGUUACCACCACCACCACAGAAAAGUGGAGAUAGACCGACCGGGGACUUAACUUCCAAAAACAAAACAAAACUCUUCUUCACUUUGUAUUAUAGGUGCAAAUAGCUGCCUACUUACUUGGAUUCUCCUACUCUGUUUUCUCCCAGAUAAUAUUCCUCUUUUGUCUCCCCUGCCCCCUUUGCUCUGAUAAAAUGUUUUCUCAGCCCAGAACCUUCCCUCUCCACCUCUCCCUUCCUUUCCUUUGUUCAGUGCUAUGGGGGAGGGUCACAGGUGAGGAGAAACUUAAUUCUUGUAGAUUUAUUUUUAAGAGCAAGGUUAAUGGGUUUCCUCCGAAAAUGCUUUUGGGGGAGGUCCCCUCAGAGUUCAUUUUUAUUUCAUGUUUUCACUGUUCUGAAAAGCUGCAGUGUCCUUAAGUGUCUUUCUUUUCCAGGUCAGCCAUUUGUAGCUGAGUUGGAGAGGGAGAUUUUUAUCUGAACUCUCGCUGUGACGUGAAUGUGGCCCUAGCACUCAGCGGUGUGAUCAGGAGAGUCAGUGUGUUUGAGUACGGAAUAUGAACCAACUUUCCCAAACCCUUCGAUUGCGCUUGAUUGAUGCCUUAGAAGUUUCUUUGGACAGGGCAGCCGAGGGAGGUGAAACUCGUUUGUGGAGCGUCAGGAUUGACCUGCAAAGCUUAAAGUCCCAAGACAAGAGGCGGCUACUGUGUGUCUUCUCUCCUGUUGGCAUCCAGGUUGUUUGUCUCCAGCAUGCAUUUCAGUUAUUAGACAGCCCCAUUAGGGAUAUUCUUUCGUUCUCAAAGUUGGUAGGAGCAGCUGGCUGAAGAACGGAUGUGCAAACUCUUUGUUCCCUUGGGAGAAGUCGAGAGGUUUCCUUUAAUCGGCUCUACUUGCUCAGCCUUCACCUGGCUGUAACAAUUGUAUGCACAGUAUUGUCCAUUAAUACAAUUUUGUUCUAAGUUGCCAAAAGGAGGAGGAUCCUGGCGUCAUUUUGCGGAGCUAGGAGAAGCCUUUUCCUUACGGUAGAGAUUAGUGCAGGCCUCACCAAAGGUUUUGGUGAAUGGGACAUGGGAGAGGGAGAAACAAGACAGCAUGCUGAACGGAGAAGAGAGGCUGGUAGAACCAGUACUGUAUUUUCUGUAUCUGUCUCCCUGCCAGGGAGCACCCAGCUUGCCUUGCGAUUUCUCCCUGCCAAAUAUCCUUGUGUACAAAUCAGUCUUACCCUACGUAACAGUGUUGAGAGGUAGCAGUCUGGAUUGGUGGAGCCAUUCAGUCUUUGCCUGUCCAGACUCAAAGGGCUGUCUAAACUUGAACAGACUGUUUCAGUUAAACUUACUCAGCCCUGUUGUGCUCAAAGGGCUGUCUAAACUUGAACAGACUGUUUCAGUUAAACUUACUCAGCCCUGUUGUGCUCUUUUUCCUUUGUAAAUAGUACAGCACAAAUUUAUAUGUAAAAAUUCUAGGGCAGGGCAUGGAGGGUAAGAAGUGAGGAAUUUUUAUUCCCCAGCUAUUAGCUAAGCAAAGUAAUAGCUUUUAAAUGUUCGCUGUAAAUACAGCUGAUCGGCAGGGCUGCGGGUGCUACUUUCUCUCACCUGCCUCUUCCUCUUUGGGCAGCUUGGCAGUCUGGUUCUUCUAACAGUGACCUUCACAGGUUUAAUAGCCCAACCCCUCUUUGGUGUGUUCUGGUGAAACAAACUUUCUCACACUUGUCUGUCCCUGUAGUUAAGUUCUGAUUUGACACCAUCUGGGCCGGAUCAUGCUCACAAACAUGUACACACCCCUUCUUCGCUCCUUCUCCCUAGACAGGGUUUUAAACACACCGAUUUUACACACGAUUUACACUUUUACACUUAACAGUUUUGCCCUCUCUUCCUGUCGGUGCCCGUUCACCUGCGCACUUGGUCCCCAUCCAAGCAACAUGCACACAUUUCAAGCUUGCUUCUGCCUGGCUGCCCUUGGGAACUAUCAAUUCUUGCUCUGCUGUAGGUUUGAGGAGUGAUGUAACGUUCUUUUGAAAUGGCAUUCUGGUAGUGGCUGUAUUAAACAAGAAGUAUCUACGGGAGGAGCUGGACUAACUUGCCUGCUCAAGGCUGUAACAAGAAUAUUCAAAAGCUGACUUCAGGAAAUAGGCGCUCUGCUUCCCCCCCCCCCCCCCCCGUAUAUAACAUAUUAACAGAGUUGAUUCUGGAGUCGUCAGCUGGCUCCUUGUCACGAUGCUUCAUACAAUGUAUGGUGCUGUGGGUGGUGGCAGAGACUAGUCACGCAGUUCUGCACACAGCUUGUCCAGUCUAAGCCCAUUGAAAUCAACGGGCUUAGACUGGAGUAAGUAUGAAUGGGGUUGUACAUCAUGACAGUAUUUUUCCAGAUGUUUGUUUCCAGUGCCACACCUCAAGUCGACUCGUAGCGCAGAGCGCUGGGGGAGAAUCCGGACAUGGAAUCUCGCACCUUCAGUUGCGUUAACGGACACGUCUUGUUAAGCAUACAUAAUAUGAUGUAGCCACCGAGGAGGAUCUAGAAGUGGGAAAUAAGCAUGACCUCUUGCACCCCAACAAAGCCAGGGAUAUUUUGUGCUCAGCUCAUGGCCAAGCAAAACUAGGCCCUGUAAUUAAAACACGCUUGUUUUUCAGUUAAUGCUUACCAACUUUUUAUUUCUGCUUUCUGGCUAGAUCCUGGACCAAGUUAGGACACUGCAGCUUUUUCUUAAGUUUUCUUCUGCUUACUCUUCUGAUCAGUUUUUUUUUCUUUUGAGAAAGCUCUUACAUUGCAUUCAAAAUAACAAUCAUGGUAACAGAAUUCAACUGCUGAUUUACCAGUGUAUUUAAUGUAAGUAAACAAAACAAAAAAAUCAGUGUAUUAGAUGGAA